CUAUUGCGUAGUGCUCUUUGCUGUUGCCGAGCCGCUGGUUGCAGGAUCCACUCUUCAGUGUAGCGUACGUACGCAAACCUGAGGUCAAGUCAAAGCUAGGAGACAACGGUAUAUGUGUUGCAUUGCAGUUAUAAGCUAUAGCCUACAUGGUGGUGAUUAUUCCUGAAAAGCUGCCUUGCAGUUUGCGCAGUUCCUUCGUAAUAUGUCUGGACGACCCUCUACCGUCAGUUCAAGAUGAAUUCGUCAUAGUUUUCAAGGGCCUUGAGUCAAAACGCAAAAGCCACGGUUCUGCCAAGCAAGUUGACACUAAAACUCUGAUUGCAACUACAGGAGAACAUGAUGUGGCUGAAGAUGUGAAAGUUAGUGUGGCUGGAACCAAGGCUGCUAGGAUUAAGCAAUUUCGCAUGACCUUUCUCACUCCUUUCCAAAUGAUUUGUCGUUUGCUGCCUGAUGUUGGUGCUAUUCACGGAGCAGCUGCUCUGGCACGUUGUUUGUUAUUGCCUUGUGACAAUACCACAACAUCAGUGUUGGAUGAUGAGUUAAAUGCACUCUGUGAAAGAACAACUGUGCCAGACAGCCUUAACUUUAAAUCAAUAUUUGGAGGUAGCUGCAAUGAUACAAUGUUACAUUUUGCUGCCGAGAAUGGUUUGCAGAAGUUUGCAGCUCAUCUGUUAGGCAAGAGUUCUGGGGCAUGUGCUGCAGUACAGGCAUUAAAUGAUGAAUCAUUAACACCCAAGGAUAUUGCCAAACAACUAAAAAAUGGUGAAGAAAUUUGCCAAGUGUUUCAGGAGUUUGAGGAAAACGCUCCAGUUGAUAAUGUUCCUCUUAUACAAACAGCCAAAAAACAGACAAUGAGAAGGAACAAGAUAAUUGAAGCUGUGUUUACACCGUCACUUCAGCUAUGAGCCUUCAAAGUUCUGAACAUCACAUACGAUAGGAGUAAUUGUAG
Molecule: messenger RNA, 949 nt
Organism: Corticium candelabrum
Lineage: Eukaryota; Metazoa; Porifera; Homoscleromorpha; Homosclerophorida; Plakinidae
Exons: 7
Coding region: 147-905 (252 amino acids)
Molecular function (GO): signaling receptor binding
Source: RefSeq, a predicted model, not a curated record